AUAAACAACGUUAUUAUGACCAGUAUUUGCUCAAAGUGCACCACAUCUCACUAUGAGACUACCGGUCAAGUCUUCUGCCUUGCUUGCUAUUGGCUUUUCGCUUGUGGCGGCAGCCUCAACAUCACUUUCAGUUGACUCUCAGGCUUCCGUUGUGGUUAUUCCUUCUACCGUCCGCAAUGGCCUUACCGAAGCUCAAUUUAUCUCAUCUACCCAUGGUUUAGACGGACCUAAGCUGUCUAAUAUCAAUUCCACUGCAUUCGGAGAGGUCUGGUACUUUGACGCCGUCUCUGAAGAUGGAAAAUACUCCGUUGUUGCUUUUUUCUGGGCAUCCCCCUCCCCCAGUCUGACGGCCCAGCUACAGAAUGAAAAGAUUCUUUCCGCACAGGUGAUUGUCCGUGAGGACGAUGAUAUCUAUUCUGCCAAUAGUGUUUUCGCCGAAACAGCAGAAAUAUUCACCAGCGCCAAAGGGACGAGCGGUCUGUGGAUAGGGACAGGUUGCAGUUUUUCUGGAUCCCAAAGUCUAUCUACCUACUCAGUCAACUUCUCAUCUCCCUUUGAAAUCACCGGAUCUAUCAUCUUGGAAUCAGUUGCUCCUGCUCAUUAUAAGUGCUCGCCUGCCGAAGCUGGUGUCGAUACGCAAAUCCUACCCAACUUUGGCUGGGUUAAUGCUGUCCCAGACGCUCAAACAACCGUGGACUUGAAAAUCAAUGCUAAAAACAUCAAGUUCAAAGGCAUUGGAUAUCAUGACCUGACUUGGAGCAAUGCUCCCUUCUUCAGUAAAGCGAAAGGCUCACUAUUUACAGAAUACCAAUGGGCGCAUGGGAGGAUUGGGCCAUACUCAAUCGUUUGGUUGGUAAUCACAGGAUCCGAUGGUACCGACUUGACCAGCGGCUAUGUCUCGAGGGAUGGGAAGGUUCUCGGCACACCUUGCUCAAAUGUGUCGGUCAUUCCUCAGUUCAAUACAUCCACCAGGCAGAUACGGAGAUUCUUCGCCCAAAUAGACUUGGGACACGAAGGAACCUUAUAUGCACAGCUUGAUGUCGGAGGGAUUCUGAUUAAUGAUGCUGGCUUCGUAGCAGGCUCUGGAGAGCUCAGUGGUGGUUUAAGUGGCGAAACUUUCCGACACGCAGGAGUUGCCUCUUUCGAAUAUUACAAGUCUGUUCAAUUGCCAGAGAUGCUCUCAGGUCCUCAUAUUAUGCAUUAGAAAUUGCAGAUACAGAUACAUAUUGUGCGUCAAAUUCUUCGUACUACCUACUAUAACUUUUCCUUCCGUUAUUUUCGAAACUGAACAAUCAAAAUGUGCUUCAAAGAAAGCGAACGAAACUGAAUCAUUCCAAGAGCACAGGAAGGUAAGACGCAUUAUUUAUACGAUAUAUAGGUAGAGUGCGGU
This is a messenger RNA of Lentinula edodes (shiitake mushroom), 1390 nucleotides long. RefSeq lists its product as uncharacterized. The transcript has 4 exons. Lineage: Eukaryota; Fungi; Basidiomycota; Agaricomycetes; Agaricales; Omphalotaceae. The coding region runs from base 53 to 1204 and encodes 383 amino acids. The record is from RefSeq and is a predicted model, not a curated record.